Messenger RNA from Procambarus clarkii (red swamp crayfish), 1302 nucleotides. Lineage: Eukaryota; Metazoa; Arthropoda; Malacostraca; Decapoda; Cambaridae. The record is from RefSeq and is a predicted model, not a curated record.
AUGGCGUUAGUAGUUCUACAUUACAAUACAAUGCGAAACGUUCAGACAAUCUUCAAGACAAUCUUCGAGACAAUCUUCAAAACAAUCUUCAAGACAAUCUUCAAGACAAUCUUCGAGACAAUCUUCGAGACAAUCUUCAAGACAAUCUUCGAGACAAUCUUCAAGACAAUCUUCAAGACAAUCUUCAAGACAAUCUUCAAGACAAUCUUUAAGACAAUCUUCAAGACAAUCUUCAAGACAAUCUUCAAGACAAUCUUCAAGACAAUCUUCAAGACAAUCUUCAAGACAAUCUUCGAGACAAUCUUCAAAACAAUCUUCAAGACAGUCUUCGAGACAAUCUUCAAGACAAUCUUCGAGACAAUCUUCAAGACAAUCUUCGAGACAAUCUUCAAAACAAUCUUCAAGACAGUCUUCGAGACAAUCUUCAAGACAAUCUUCGAGACAAUCUUCAAGACAAUCUUCGAGACAAUCUUCGAGACAAUCUUCAAAACAAUCUUCAAGACAAUCUUCAAGACAAUCUUCAAGACAAUCUUCAAGACAAUCUUCAAGACAAUCUUCAAGACAAUCUUCGAGACAAUCUUCAAAACAAUCUUCAAGACAGUCUUCGAGACAAUCUUCAAGACAAUCUUCGAGACAAUCUUCAAGACAAUCUUCGAGACAAUCUUCGAGACAAUCUUCGAGACAAUCUUCAAGACAAUCUUCGAGACAAUCUUCAAGACAAUCUUCGAGACAAUCUUCAAAACAAUCUUCAAGACAAUCUUCAAGACAAUCUUCAAGACAAUCUUCAAGACAAUCUUCAAGACAAUCUUCAAGACAAUCUUCAAGACAAUCUUCAAGACAAUCUUCGAGACAAUCUUCAAAACAAUCUUCAAGACAGUCUUCGAGACAAUCUUCGAGACAAUCUUCGAGACAAUCUUCAAGACAAUCUUCGAGACAAUCUUCAAGACAAUCUUCGAGACAAUCUUCGAGACAAUCUUCGAGACAAUCUUCGAGACAAUCUUCAAGACAAUCUUCAAGACAAUCUUCAAGACAAUCUUCGAGACAAUCUUCGAGACAAUCUUCAAGACAAUCUUCAAGACAAUCUUCAAGACAAUCUUUAAGACAAUCUUUAAGACAAUCUUCGAGACAAUCUUCAAGACCAUCUUCAAGACAAUCUUCAAGACAAUCUUCGAGACAAUCUUCAAGACAAUCUUUAAGACAAUCUUCAAGACAAUCUUCAAGACAAUCUUCAAGACAAUCUUCAAGACAAUCUUCAAGACAAUCUUCAAGACAAUCUUCAAGACAAUCUUCAAGACAAAGUGA